Molecule: messenger RNA, 849 nt
Organism: Schizophyllum commune H4-8
Lineage: Eukaryota; Fungi; Basidiomycota; Agaricomycetes; Agaricales; Schizophyllaceae
Exons: 1
Coding region: 129-590 (153 amino acids)
Source: RefSeq, a predicted model, not a curated record
GUGAGCGCUCAUGCAUCCAAUCCUAUACGCGUCCAUGCAUUCCAUGACAUGCGCCUGCUUGUCGAAAAUCAGGUUAAUACAGGUGCCUGCUCCCAUAUCCUACUCCGCAUCACUACAGUAGUGCCCUCAUGUCUUUCCGGCCCAGGUUAGGCUUAGGUUGGCAUGUCUCCCUUUUGUUCUGCUCCAUUCAUGUUAUGAUACGGGGGGAUCUCAUUGCAUUGCCCUUCAUGGUCCAUUACCUUUUUCCAUCCAUCAUGAUUCAUGGCACCUUACACCUUCAGGCUUCCUACACGUUCAUCGUUCAUGGCUCCUUCCAACGUACAUUGACUAUAGCUCUAGCACUGUUCCCGUUUUCCCUUCUCCAAUUCCCCCUUCGCGCUGUGUCUAUCUACAUCGAUAAUGCUCCCGAUUUGCAUUGCCCUGCCUGUCUUUCCGCUACUUACGUACGUAUCUACUUUUCCGACUUUACUGCUUCUAUGACGAAUAUUAUGAUUGACUUACGACGGUUCUUGGAGAAUGACCGGUCUGCCUGCGAAGAGAAGGGGAGCUGCCGUCGCCCGGAGUUGAAACGAAUGGCGGGCCGCUUCUGAGUUGUUUGCCAACUUGAAGUCUGCAGUAACACCAACACUGACGACGUCGCCGAUGUUUGCUUGCCGUUCAAGUACAAGAGUGUACCAUCGGUUCUGCCGAACCUCCUAGUAGCCUUUGAGUACCUAUUUUACAACAAUCAUAGUGUCGUCGGCAAAACAGGUUUACUCCAACCUUGCAAGCAGUGUAACAGACCCGGUACAUUGCAUAGUACAAAUUCUAGUCCUUCCGUACAUCCCUUUCCACGAUAUUUCCUUCGAU